Molecule: messenger RNA, 300 nt
Organism: Arthroderma uncinatum
Lineage: Eukaryota; Fungi; Ascomycota; Eurotiomycetes; Onygenales; Arthrodermataceae
Exons: 1
Coding region: 1-300 (99 amino acids)
Source: RefSeq, a predicted model, not a curated record
AUGUACAUGCUUGCUUGUGGGCCAACAUACGUCCUGCCCACUAUCGGUUCACUCGCCGACACAGUCAAAAGAACCGAGGACACCACCUACAUCGACUUCGCUUGCUCUACCCCGGAGGCAGAGUCGAUACGUGCCGCAUUCGGCGAAGCGGCCUACCACCAAUAUGUCGAAGGGUUACUCGCUACCCAAACAGCGAAAGCGGCCAGACAGGUCGAGAUUAGCAAGGAGCUGGCCUCAAAGAGGUCCAAGAUCCAGCGAUGGAUCACGAAGAUCAGACAUGCAUAUACGGAGCCAAUCUGA